AUGGUGCAAGCUUCCCUAGCGUCGCUGUCCACCCUUCCUGAGAUUCUCUCUGCAUUGUCUUCGCUCGAGUCGGAAGAAAGCGAUGUCUCCAACUCUCUGACAGAGCUGCUGCAAGCCAGGGACCCUAUCAUCUCAGCCUUGGCCCGCAUCGAAUCCCUCCUCCCUCAACUAGACCAACUCCAUCAAGAUGCAAUGCAGUUAGCUCACAAAGUCGCGUCGACGGCCAAGACCGCUGACCGUGUUGGUGGGCGAGUCAGGGCGCUGGACGAAGAGAUGCGCCGCAUACGGCUCGCGUCCGACCGCGUGGGGCAGGUGCUUGAAUUAAAGUCGUCCAUUGCAGAAAUGCAGUCCUCCAUCGAAAGCCAAGACUGGGAGUCCGCCGCGCGCCACUGCGCCCGCGCCAUGGCCCUCCCCCCAAAAGUCCUCACAGGCCGCUUCGCAGAGACAGCCGUACCCACCUCCGAGAACCCGCUGCCCCCCGCGCAGAGCCUGCAGCUCGCCAAGGAGCGCCUGCUCGCGAUCUUCCGCGAGCGCUUCGACGAGGCCGCGAAGACGCGCGACGCCGCUGCCACCACGCGCUACUUCAAGCUCUUCCCGACGAUCGGCUGCGAGAAGGAGGGGCUCGAGGCGUACGCGUCCUUUGUCGUCGGGCUCGUAAGAGUCCGCGCGCCCCCGUCCGUGAAAACGUCGUCGCCGCUGUACUAUGUCACCGCGCUGACCGCGCUGUUCGAGAACAUCGCGCUGAUCGUCGACCAGCACCAGCCCGUCGUGGACAAGUACUACGGCUCCGGCAAAAUGUCGACGGUGGUCGACCGCUUGCUAAAAGAGUGUCUCCGCGUCGUACAAGGUCUCAUAGAAGGCUGGGAGGAAGACCGCUCCAUGAAGCGCAAGCUCUCGGAGACGUCCAAUGCAGUCUUCCACACGCUCCAGGCCACCUCGCCCGUCAUGCGGAGGCAGCCGUCUAAUAUGAGCGCAGCAGAGGACGAGGGCCCCGAUCCGCGCGAGGUGGACAAGGUGCUCACCGAAGCCGCCGGAAUGGCCGGGCGGUGGAGUCUGCUGAAAAAGUUCCUUAUCGAGCGGUUACAGCGAGAACAGAACGGGGAGAAGGGGCCCGGUACCGCCUCUUCGCCGGAAAUCGUGCAAACGACAGAAAUGCUCGCGUGUGGAAAGGCGUUCGAAGACAUGCUAAUGACCUACUACGUCCCCCUCGAAAUCUGGUACACCCGCACAGUCAUCGACAAAGCCCACCGGCUCUCAACCCAAGACGCCGGCUCCUCGCCCGCGACGACGACGACGCCCGACGACGUCUUCUACAUCCUCAAGCUCGUGCUGCAGCGCCUGCUGUCGUGCGGGAGCCUCCCGGCCGUGCGCCGCGUCGCGGAGCUGCUGCGCGACGUGAUGGACCGCGACUACGCGGGCGUGAUCAAGCGCAAGCUGGACGACGUGUACCGCACGGGCGGGAGCGCGGGCUUGAACGCGAGGGGGGAGAAGGCGGAGAGGGAGCAGCGGCAGGCGUUUAUUAUCCUCUUGAACGACCUGGACGUGUCGUCGCAUCAUAUGGAGCGCUUGAUCAAGGACCUCCAGUUCUCCAACGCCGUCUCCCAGGGCUUCCUGGACCAAGAGGUCCAGGACGUCGUCGGCUGCCUCACGUCCUUCUCCAUCCUCUCUUCCAAAUACAAAUCGACUCUGCGGGCAGGGAUCGAGCAGCUGUUCAACCAACUCAUGCGCCCCAAAAUGCGCACGUUCCUCCCGGAUAUAUACAAGGACGUCUCGUACGUGCUCGACGAAGAGAGUUACAACCAGGCGGAGUACCAGGACGUCGUCCGCAAGCGGUUCGUCAAGUCCUGGGAAGCGCUUGUGGAGGGGUACAUGGGCACGUUCACUGAUAAUAAUUAUCAAUUGUUCUUUGGUUUGGCGCUCGAUGUCCUAGUCAGGCCUUGGGAGAAACUGAUCAUGACCAUGAAGUUCACGGAACUGGGAGCUAUCCGCUUUGACCGUGAUUUACGCGCCGUGGUUGGCUAUCUCACUUCUCAAACGGCUUUCGGCGACGCGAGAGAGAAGUUCUUGCGCCUGCAGCAGAUGUCCACGCUGUUGAACUUGGACGCGGACGAAAAUGUGGAUGAAUUCUACAGUGGAUCGGGUAUAACAUGGAAACUCAGCCUUCAGGAGGCGCGUGCUGUCGUCGCUUUGCGUGUCUAA
Gloeophyllum trabeum ATCC 11539 is the source of this 2199-nucleotide messenger RNA. RefSeq lists its product as uncharacterized. The transcript is spliced from 12 exons. The coding region runs from base 1 to 2199 and encodes 732 amino acids. The record is from RefSeq and is a predicted model, not a curated record. Lineage: Eukaryota; Fungi; Basidiomycota; Agaricomycetes; Gloeophyllales; Gloeophyllaceae.